Molecule: messenger RNA, 2021 nt
Organism: Microstroma glucosiphilum
Lineage: Eukaryota; Fungi; Basidiomycota; Exobasidiomycetes; Microstromatales; Microstromataceae
Exons: 4
Coding region: 73-1911 (612 amino acids)
Biological process (GO): regulation of actin filament polymerization
Cellular component (GO): actin filament; plasma membrane; cortical actin cytoskeleton
Molecular function (GO): actin filament binding
Source: RefSeq, a predicted model, not a curated record
CGUCCCUUCCUUCCCUUCCUAGCUAGCCCUUUGCACUACUUUCCCUAUUCACUUGCCCCCCUGUCGCCGAUCAUGUCAUUAGGCGUAAACCUGUCGUCUCCAGCCAUCCGCUCGGCCUACGAGGCUGUCCUCGAUGGCAAGAAGGACUACCUCGUACUCACCUACGAGAAGAACUCAAAUGAUCUCCGAGUACAAGUCGCAGAGAAGGGCGAUCUCGACUAUCUCUCUGAAGAGUUCUCCGACGGUCGCAUACAGUAUGCUUUUGCCAGAGUCAUCGACCCCAACUCCAAGCUCCCCAAGUUCGUCCUCAUCAAUUGGUGCGGCGAUGGUGUCCCAGAGAACCGCAAGGGCCUCUUCUCGUCCCACUCGGCAUCUGUAGCCCAGUUCCUCAAAGCGUAUCACGUUGCCAUUCAAGCCCGCUCCGACGCGGACGUCGAGCCAGCUGUUAUCAUGAAGAGGGUGACCGAUUCUUCUGGAGCAAAGUAUGGAGCUGGCGGAGACGCUGCCAACACUCAACGAGGGGGUCCCAUCGUCCCAGUGGGUAGCUCCUACAAGCCGGUAGGAGCGCCAGACAUCAAGAGUAUGCAGUCUGGCGCCAAGAAGGAUGUCAUCGAGCCAGUUGGUUCCUCGUACAAGCCUAUUCGCAAUGAGCUGUCCGACAUCAGAUCUGGAGCAACCUCAGCGCCAUCUGCGCCCCCUCCUGCUCCUCGGCAAGCCCCUAUAGCUGCCCCUAAGCCAGCUCCAGCCCCAGCCCCAGCUCCCGCGCCAGUCCAAGCGUCGGUACCUCCUGCACCUCGUCCAACAGCAUCAGCAGCAACGGCGCCGCCAGCUUCCCAGCCAGAAGACGACAGGAUCAAGCCUGUCGGUACAUCCUACGAGCCCGUACGAAUGGGCAAGCCGGGAAAGCUAGGCUCGCGAUCCUUUCCCUUCAACCAGGCCGCUGCCGAACCGGCGCCGGCUGCCCCUGCUCCUAGAGCCGUGAGCGGUGCAGGGAAGCUGACUUGGUCUCAAAGACAGGAAGCGGCGAAGCAGGAGCGCGAGGCGGAGGACCGAAAGGCAUCAGCAGCGAUGGCCGGCUCCGCUCCCCUAGGAGCUUCUGCCGUGGCCGCUCAUUCUGUUCCCCAAGCUCCUUCACCGCCGCCGGCUCCUCCCGCUCCGCCAGCCCCGCCUGCUGCUGCUGCGGCCCCUCCAGUCUCUCAAGUCGCAGAGACACUUGCUACUACCAAGAUUGCCGAUGAUGGACCAUCCGGCCAUGGCGCAGGCUCCGAUUCUGGCGACAAGGCAGUCGUCCUCUACGACUAUGAGGCUGCAGAAGAAGGCGAGAUCUCGCUGGCGGAAGGUCAGACGAUCACUGAAAUUCAACAAAUCGACGAAGGUUGGUGGUCCGGCGUCACCCCAGAUGGUCAAGAAGGUCUUUUCCCGGCUACCUAUGUUGAGCUGGUACCUGCCGUAACCUCUGGAGGUCAGCCUGAAGAAGACGCAGCGCCACCUCCUCCUCCUCCUCCUCCGGCCCCACCUGCUCCUCCGAUGCCCGUCUCGGAACCUGAGCCAGAGGCAGAAGCGCCCCCUCCCCCACCGCCGCCCCCUCCCCCUCCCCCCGCUCCGGCAGCAGCGGCCAUACCCGAGGCUCCCCCAGCUCCCCCCGCUCCUCCUGCUCCUCCUUCUCCUCCCCCCGCUCCAGCGCCUCCUCCUGCACCAGCUGCUCCUGCGCCGCCAGUCAGCAGUAGUGGUCCAUUUGCCAUUGCCCUGUACGAGUACAGCGCUGCAGAGGAGGGCGAAUUGACCUUUGAAGAGGGGGACCGCAUCGAGGAAGUAGAGUUUCCCAGCGAUGAGUGGUGGAGUGGGCUCAAUGUCAGCAGUGGUGAGAGGGGCUUGUUCCCAGGGAACUACGUGGAGUAUCACGAGGAGUAAGCGACGGAAGGUCACGGAAGCGUUUCGGCAAGGGAAGGUACGGUUGAAGGGCUCUGCGACGUGUAGAAGCUUCUCAAUGGCAAUAAGACUUAUACAUAGUGCGGCCCCAA